AUGGCCAGUUACCUUCAAGAGAGAGUGUCCAAGGUUGAGAUGGUCACAGACUAUCUCCUGAAGCGAGGAUACACUCGUACUGAAACCAUCUUUCGCCAAGAGUCUUCGCACUUGGGUCCUGACGGCAGACCCAUUCACAAUAAGGUUGAUGAUUUGGGCCCUAAGAAGUACUUGAAGGCUUUCAACUUGCUCCGUGAGUGGGUCGAGAACAACCUCGACAUCUACAAGUUCGAGUUGAACAAGCUUCUCUGGCCCGUCUUCGUCUACUCCUGGCUCGAGCUCGUCACUCAGAACUACUCUGAGGAAGCCAAGAUCAUCCUCAACAACCUCAAGUCGUACUUUGAGAAUGUCCACUCCGAUGACCUGAAGACCUUCUCCACCAUUACACUGGCUCUGCACGCCAAGGAAAACCCUACCACCAAGUUGUACAGAGAGAACAAGUACCGCGUUCCGCUCAACCAGCACAUCAGUGGCAACCUCUUCCACUUCCUCGAGCGCGAGCGGGACAAUGGCGGCGCCGUUAUCCUGUACAUUCUUUCGACCUUCUGCCAGUUGGAUUCAACGGCCCGUGGCCCCAUCGAGCCUUUCAGCUUCGAGGCGAUUUACCGCCGAUCUCAGAACCUCGACAUUGACGAGGUGGAUCUACAAGAAGGUAUCCCUGGAGUCUUCACCGGCAUUUCAAACCGGGACCUCUUGGACAAGACGGUGCCCCUCAAGCUGGGUCCUCUGCCCAUGGAAGAGGACCUCCGCGACGAUGUCAGGGCCGAGCUCCAGGAUGAGGAUGCGCUCAACCCCCCGCCCGAUGGCCGUGCUACUUUGGUAGACGAGUUCGAUCGUAAGAUCAAGCGUGAGGAGAGCGCCGAUGGCCCCACAAGAGCUGACCUGCCUUUGCCUCCAUCUCGCGCCAGAGACGUUGUCAUGGAGAUGCAGAAGGUCAGAGAGAACCGUGAUCGCUUCAAGAUUGACGGACGUACCGGCGGCGUCGGCGUUCCUGUGAGCGCGUGCAUGUUCACUUUCCACAACACUUUAGGAAGGCAAGUAGAUCACGAAAUGGUUGCUAUUGGCACCACGGAUUCCUACAUCCGAGUGUGGCAUCUUGAGGGCAAGCCUCUCAAGUCGAAGCGCAAUGACGAGAAGGACUACAAGUUCAACAACCGCAAGCUUAUCGGUCACUCAGCUCAAGUGUACUCAGUUUCCUUCUCCGAUGCCAUUGCCAAGCUCGAGCAUGCGCCAUUCGGCGAGGAGGGCAAGGGCGAGUCUCCUAUCGAGACGAGCUCCAAGCUGCUGCUGUCUUGUUCUGCGGACGGCACCGUUCGAGUGUGGUCGCUGGAUAUCUGGGCCUGCGUCUGCGUCUACAAGGGCCACGAUGGUCCGGUGUUGAGAGCCGAGUGGGGUCCUUUCGGUCACUACUUCUUGACUGGCGGCUGGGACAAGACUGUUCGCGUCUGGAUGCAGGAUCACGCAUCCGCGCAGCGCAUUCUCGUCGGUCACGAUUCCAGCAUCUCGGCUGUGGCCUGGCACCCGAACGGAACAUACGUGUUCUCGGCUUCCGACGAGACGGACAAGUCGGUCCGCAUGUGGUCUGUCAUCACCGGCCAGUGCGUGCGUGUCUUCACCGGUCACACGGACUACAUCUCCACCAUCGAGGUCGCGCCCAAUGGCAGAAUCUUGGCCACGGCUGAUUGCAGUGGCAAUAUCUUCCUCUGGGACAUCCAGAAGGGCCUCCGCAUCAAGCGCUCCCGCGGCCACGGUAAAGGCGGUAUUUGGUCCAUGAGCUUCAGCGUCGAGUCCAACGUUCUCGUCUCUGGCGGCCAAGACGGCACUGUCCGUGUGUGGGAUGUCGAGCUCCCUGCCGAGGGCCACAAGGCGGCUCAGCAGCAGCAAGGAGCGGCGCCUGCUCAAGAGGGAGGCGACACCAUCGUCGCGGCCAGCGGACAGACGGAUCGCCCGACUGCUAGCGGUCAGGGAGCGACUGGCAGUGGAUCUAGUGCUCCCAGUGGCGGAAAGAAGAAGGGCAAGGAGGUUAUGAUUACGCCCGACCAGAUCAGCGCAUUCCCGACCAAGAAGACGCCCGUCAUGAAGGUACAGUUCACCCGCAUGAACCUAAUUGUGUCUGGUGGCUGCUACGAUCCCGACCGUUAA
Molecule: messenger RNA, 2142 nt
Organism: Colletotrichum costaricense
Lineage: Eukaryota; Fungi; Ascomycota; Sordariomycetes; Glomerellales; Glomerellaceae
Product: WD domain-containing protein
Exons: 4
Coding region: 1-2142 (713 amino acids)
Biological process (GO): transcription initiation at RNA polymerase II promoter
Cellular component (GO): transcription factor TFIID complex
Molecular function (GO): RNA polymerase II general transcription initiation factor activity; protein binding
Source: RefSeq, a predicted model, not a curated record